Molecule: messenger RNA, 3221 nt
Organism: Anarrhichthys ocellatus (wolf-eel)
Lineage: Eukaryota; Metazoa; Chordata; Actinopteri; Perciformes; Anarhichadidae
Product: protocadherin beta-15-like
Exons: 1
Biological process (GO): homophilic cell-cell adhesion
Cellular component (GO): plasma membrane
Molecular function (GO): calcium ion binding
Source: RefSeq, a predicted model, not a curated record
CUACAAUGACAACACACUGCCUGCUGACCAGACUCUGAGGAGAAGUCCAUCAGACUUUGCUGAUGCGUUUGGUGAUUGUGAUGAUUCUCCUGAGGUAGGAACACAUUACAUAUUAUAUAAGUAACCGUCCUGAAAAAGCUGCAAUUUGGUUUAUCGCUUUCUUCACUUGCGUUGCUCCUUUCUGUGGUUUUGAUUGAAUACAAGUGUUAAUAGUGUUCUUUAAAUUUCAUGAUGCUGCCUUCAGGAUUAAGCAACGUGUAAUUGCUGACAUGAUUUCCCUUCCAAGGAAACUCGUUUAAAUUGUGUCCCUUGUACUCUGUCCAUGGUGCUGAACUCCAUUUGAUCACAAGAUGCAUAUUCAUGAUCAACUUACAACUCAAGAUUAUUCUGUCAUUUCUUUGUUCCUGAGUUUUAUCUCAGUGAAUUUAAUUUGUCAAUGCAUUUUUUUUAAUUAUUUACGCUUUUUACUGGUUUUAUUCGAACAUGCUGUUGCUGUCAUGUGAUGCAAUUGUUUGAAGUUGUUUACAAUUCAAACUCAAAUGGAUAUUAUAACUGGUUCACGAUUUUUGGACACUAUUAGUGCCCUAUAGAAAUACAAGGGGAGCUGUCUCUCUCCAAUCUGCUGAGUUAGGGCUUCCUUUAUCUGCUGUUGUCUUGAUUGAUGUGGGCAACGCAAAAAAUGCUUUCUCCUUUAUUUAUCUAAAAUUAGUAUUAAUUAAUUGUACUCGCAGAAUAUGGUACAUUCCGUUCCAUGCCUUUGCAUGAUUGGUUAUUCAUGUGUUAUUUUACUUGGCAUUUGCUAUUAUCUUUUGUUGUCCAUGUGCAAACCUGAUUACAAAACUAAUUUUAAGUAACUUGAUAUUCGUCCUGACAAUCAGAGGUGUUUUAAUAUCAUAAUUAUACGGGAGGAAUCCGUUUUAAAAUUAAAUAUCACGUCUCACAUCUUUUGGGAAUAAUUUGACGAACUUUAGUUGUCUACUAAUUGAGCAUUUAUUGUCACUGAUAAUGGAGCAAACAAAAGUGCCAUCGAGACAGCAAAUACUAAAAUCAUGUCUCCAUUGAAAUGCAAGAAAUUUAGAUUUAUUUUUGACAAAGAACCUUGCAGAACUAGUUCAUGUUUCUCAUCACACUCAAAUUAUUUAUUUUUGAUGCAUUUCACUGGUCCAACAUAAUCCUUUAAAUUGCAGUAUGUUUUCCUGGACUGUAGCUGUUUGUCGGCCUCUCUGAAAAUGUGUCACAAUUCAUAGAUAAAUCAGUGAACAAUAACAUCAAGUGUAAAGCUCUAUACGAAAAAGAUUUCUUCUGUUACUGAUAAUUACUACAACAACAAUACAAAUAUUAAAAUACAAUUGUUUUGCUCAUCAGGAUAGAACAGAUUCAUACAAAGAUCAUAUUUUGCAGAUAAAUAAUUGAAUGAUUUUUGUCGUCCAAGUUGUCAAAAAUAUUUCAGAAAAAUCAUGCCAAUAGAUCUGUGUGUCACCAUACAGUACACACCUGUUGGUGAUCUUAUUGGUUAUCAUGCCUACAUAGUUUUCCUUAUCAUGCUUUCAAUCUGAACAAUAACAACACAAAACAAUGUGUCAGCACUAAUAAUAUCAGAAGAUAUUUUACAAAAUUCUCAUCUAUUUGAUAUAAAAUUAAAGUGUAUGUGUUCUGUCAAUGUUUUGACAUGCCAAUGAUUCUGUGAAAGCAUUGGAUUGUUUUGGCAACACAAUUUGAAUAGUUUUAUGUUGAUCCCCAUUGUGGUAUUUUCUAUUAUUUUUUUCCAUCACAAGUGGACAGCGCAGUCCUGUAUCAAGGCAUGUUGAUCCUAAUAUGUCAAAGCAAUUAAUAUUGUUGUUGUUGUUUUGAACAACAAGGUGAACUGAAAAGGUCCAUUUUUAAAAACGUAUAAAUUCCUCCAUCAUCUUGUUAUACCCCGGAAAAUACUCAUGGUGUCAGUGUGUACCAGUUAACGAGAGGGCACGGUCAUUCUCCACCCUUCGGUCUCAUCGAAUUUAAAACCUGCUUCUGCUGUUGUACAGCAGUUGACAAUAUCGCUUCGUGAUAGAACCGCAGUGUGAAGAUUGUUCAUAUUGGAGUAAAUCACAGCUCCAUUUCUGAAUAUUUGGACAUACUUUGUGGCAGUAGAGGUCUUCCUCGCAGUAACAAUGGCAUGCAGCAGAUAUGCGCUGCUUUCCGGACUUGCUUUUGUAUGUCUUGUCCUCCACCCUGUCGAUGGAGACCUCAGCUACUCUGUCCCGGAGGAGCUGAAACGUGGAUCUGUUAUUGGAAAUAUCGCUAAGGAUCUGGGACUUGAUUUAGGGAGACUGUCUGCUCGCAAGGCCCGUAUCGAUACUGAAGAUAACAGUGUUAAGUACUGCGGUAUAAAUCUCAACACCGGAGACUUGAUUGUACAAGAAAGGAUUGACAGAGAAGGGCUUUGUGUGAAAAAGGCAUCAUGUGUUCUGAAACAGGAACUCGUAUUGGAAAAUCCUUUAGAACUGCACCGUAUUAGUAUCCGCGUUCAAGAUAUCAACGAUAAUUCACCCCAAUUCAAAGAGGAGUCACUUAAAAUAGAAAUCCACGAAUCUGCGGACAAAGGUGCAGGUUUUCUCUUGAACGAGGCGCACGAUGGAGACAUCGGAGAAAAUGCUGUUCAGGGCUACUCACUUCAGCAGAAUGAUUAUUUUAAACUGAAUGUGAAGACAAAGGGGGUUGGACGAAAAUAUGGUGAAUUGGUCUUAGACAAAGAAUUAGACAGAGAGGACAACAAAGAGAUAUUGUUAUUGCUUACCGCAUUCGAUGGAGGCUCUCCUCAGAGAACAGGUACUGUAGUCAUACACGUCACUGUACUGGAUGCUAAUGAUAAUGUACCAGUGUUUAGCCAGUCCGUUUAUAAAGCCAGUCUGCCUGAAAACUCUCCUCUGGAGACAUUGGUGAUCACAGUGAGCGCUACUGAUGCAGACGAAGGGAUGUAUGGUGAAGUUACUUACGGAUUUGAUCACGUUUCAGAUGAAAACCAAGUUUUCUCUCUGAACUCUAAAACUGGGGAAGUUAAAGUGGCUGAAUCUAUUGAUUUUGAAAAAGAAUCUUCGUAUGAAAUGCAGAUUAGCGCAAAAGAUGGUCUGGGAUUAGCGUCAUUUGCAACAGUGAUAAUUGAAAUUACUGAUGUAAAUGACAACGCCCCUAUGAUAAAUCUGAAAUCACUGACUAACCCCAUACCUGAGAACGUGUCACCU